UUGAGAUUAUUUCAACCAUACUUGGUCUCGUUAAACUAUAAACUAGGCCAUGGAAAGGGGCUUCACGAUAAGAGAUCUACAGUUGAAGUUUGUCUAACGAAACUAGUAAUUAGGGCAAGGAAAUGUCCGCCGUGCUGCGCCAAUGCAUGUUGGCGAACUUCACAUCAUCAUCAUCAUCAUCAUCAUCAUUACAGCCCUUCACAAGUCCACUGCUGA
Messenger RNA from Parnassius mnemosyne (clouded apollo), 216 nucleotides. The record is from the annotation of a GenBank genome assembly. Lineage: Eukaryota; Metazoa; Arthropoda; Insecta; Lepidoptera; Papilionidae.